Physcomitrium patens is the source of this 4091-nucleotide messenger RNA. RefSeq names its product AT-rich interactive domain-containing protein 4. The record is from RefSeq and is a predicted model, not a curated record. NCBI's taxonomy places the organism in Eukaryota, Viridiplantae, Streptophyta, Bryopsida, Funariales, Funariaceae. Gene Ontology annotation, molecular function: DNA binding.
AUCCAUGCAGCUGAUGGGUCCUUUGGUUCUCUCUAUCACCUUACGCCCUUAUUCCCAUUCGGCGUGUUCAUCGUCUGUUUAUUAUUAUUGCCCUAGUUGUCUUCGUUGUGGUUGUUUUUCUUCCAGGCUUGCAUCUUGCUGCGUCUCCGCCCGCUCGAUCGUCGCUCUGGGGACUGUUGGCGCAUUGCAGUGCGCACGGGCUGUGCCAGGGGUGCGAUUAGGAGUUGGGUUUUGGCUAUUCCGCCUGUUGGAGGCUGCUUCGAGAGUUGGGUUAUGGAGAAGUGGUGGUGGGAUUGAGGGGUUUGGAUUUGGGGUUGGAGCGUGCGUUUCGUUGCUGGAAUCGGUUGGGGUUGGUGCUGCUUGCGAGGCGGUGUUUUUUGGUUCUGGUGGUGGUGGUGGUAGUAGGGGGCAACCUAAUAGCAAUAUUUAUACGAGUGCUCCACAAGGCUUGGGGUUCAUCAGUGUUCAACCGUCUGGGCAUGUGUGGGAUUCUUGCGACUGACUGACGGACACUCGCUUGGAUUUCUAACUUGAGAACAAAAGGGAUUUGAAUCGGUAUAUUUUUCCACACAUUGGGGCAUCCAUGUUGAAGUGGCAACCUCAACCGGGGGGUUUUUUGCAUUUAAGUGCAACAGCAAUUAGGUUUCUAUACAACUGCGAUCAUUGCCUUGGAAGUGGUUAUACGGUUCGUCCUUAAUUAGCAUUGUGUAUCAAGUUCGUCUUUGUUCCGGCCUUUGGUGCUCUUUCGAUCUGGACUCUGGAAGUUGGCAGAACUGAUGCCUCCUUGUUUCAGCCACGCGGGACUGGAAAAUUUCGACGGAACGGGAUUAGAUUCAGAAUUUGGUGAUUGACAGGGUGAUGUUCACGAGGGGCAUGGUCGAGCACUGAACGCACAAAGCCUGGUGAGGCUGAGGCUCUUGGAGUAUUUUUUUUUGGGGUUCACAGGGUGUUUGCAUAUCUGGAUGCUACGUUGACGAUUUUCGAACCAUUUUUCUGGUGUGCAAAUUCAAGUUUUUCUUUGAUCAAUGUUGGUGGGGGGUUCAGCAUAUUCACGCCGGUUGACAUAAUUAUUUUCACGUGGAAAGUGCUCUUCCUUUUCCUUAGAGCAUCGGCUUUUAAGCUAUUACUAGAAUUGAAUUGCUCUAAAAUGUCGAGAGCUACUACUGCUGGUUUAUCGAGAAGCGGAAAAGUGAAGACCGUUCGUACGUUACUUGCUGUGAUUUGCGGGAAGAGGUCAAAAAAUAAUCUCUCUGGUCAUGAGGUGGAAAACGAUCGAAAAAUUGAAAGGCACGCAAAUGGUUAUACUCUCCAUGAAAGCAGAAGCAACAGCGGCCAACUUCAACAUCAGUUCGCAGACCUUGAGACGUCUGGAUACCUAGAGGUCCACAUAAUAGAUGAUCCUACAAAAGAAGAGUUAGGGUGGAAACUUGAAAAGCUACAUCCUGAUUUCCUUCUUCUUCAUGGCGAGUGUUCGUGUAGCAAAGAUGAUAUCGGUGGGCUUGUGCUUCGAGAUGGAAGCCAGCUCUCAGCUGAUGCCCUUGCAUCCUUGUAUGGUGCUAAGGUUCCAAACUUGAUAUAUCUAGAGACUUCUGGGGCCAAGCUUGGUGAUGCCCUGCGUUCUCAGGGUGUACCCCAUGUGAUUUACUGGAAAGGGGCUCCAACUCUCACGCUUGCCUCUCACUUCCGUCAAGCAUUAUUGGCUGCUCUAAGAAGCUCUGCAACAGAAGCCAAAGAUGCCUUUCAAAUAGCAAAUGCAUCUUUUCAGAUUCAUUGUGGGCAAACUAAGACUGCCAGCGUCAACGGUCAUGAGAAGGCAAGCAAUGUGUUGCCUGUGCUUCUGGCACCUGCGGAUCCUAAGGCUUCAGAUGAGGAUUCAUCUACCUCUGCUGAUGAGGAGGAUGAGAAACAAACCAUACCCGCUGACUCUGCACCCGUUCAAAUAUACGACGACGACAUCAAUAUCCGACUUCUAGUUUGUUCCGAAGCUAGUCGACCGACCCCUGCUUGGUUUGCAGCUCUUGAAACCGGAUUGAGUGCGCUUUUGACAAUUGAGGCGAAAGGAGUCCGUCUUUUGCAUCGUGCCAGUGCUCCGGCACCACCUCAGGCGGCUUCAUCCUUACAUCGUGGAGUUGUCACCAUGCGUUGUGACAUUUGUACAACAACUUUUGCUCGUAUUGCUCUGCUAGUUUCGGGAGCUGCUCAGACGUGCUUUGACGAUCAGCUGCUAGAGAACAGUGUCCGAAAAGAACUUUUGGAAAGGUGUGUAAAGAUCCGUUUAGUUGAGGAUAGUGAAUCUCAGAAACCUCGCUUGAACCAUAAUUUGAGGCGUUCGGUUUCUAUUGCAAGUGGUUCCUCAGUUGUGGAGCUGAAGAUCAGGGCUCCUACAUGGGUUGGGCAGGUACUGAGACAGCUGGCAUCUGAACCAUCCUACCGUAGUCUAGUGGCACUUGGAAUAGCUGGUGUUGAAGGAGCACCUGUAAAUGCAUUUUUGAAAGAGGAUUCUGCUCACUUAGUUUCUUUAAAACGUUCGCGGGACUGUCCAUCCAUUAAAGAGAUUCCCAGUAGUUCAUCUGUACCUUCUUGGUUGACCCCUCCACCUGCGAGCAGAAAAAGGAUGAGGGUUAUUUCAUCUCAUUCAACUGAUAGCUUGAAAGAGCACGAUAGGAGAUCGUCAAGAGCUAAUGCGGAUGCAGCAGCCUCGUCAAGUAAGCAUGGGAGCAUAACAUUAUUGGCAGCGAUGAAACCAGUGCCACAUUCUAAUCGGCGGAGAUUCAUGCCUUUUGCAAAUGCUGUGAUGGCUGCCCAACAUGCUGGAUGGACCAUGAAGCUAGACCAGACAACCAGGGUGGAGCGUAGACGGCAACGAAGGCCACAUACAGGAAGACCAAGAACUGCGACAACGCAGGGAAGCGGCGGCUUAGUGAAUCCUCACUUGUCAAUUACCCCCGCCAUGGUAAAGCCACAUGGGUGCAGUCGACCACCUAUGGAAGAAUGCACAGAGGAUGAGUUUCUGCAGGAUCUGGUGAACUUCCUAGAAUCAAGAGGUCAUAACCGGCUUGUUCCCCCAGCUGGCCUUGAAGCGUUUCCAGAGGUUGUCCUUAACGGGAAACGUCUUGACCUUUACAAUUUAUAUAAAGAGGUGGUGUCAAGAGGAGGCUUCCACGUUGGAAAUGGCAUCAACUGGAAAGGUCAAGUUUUUUCGAAGAUGCAUAAUCAUACAUCAGUCAACAAAAUGACAGGGGUUGGGAACACUCUCAAAAAGCACUAUGAGACGUAUCUCUUGGAGUACGAGCUUGCUCAUGAUGAUGUUGAUGGUGAAUGCUGCAUACUAUGUCACAGUGGGUCAGAGGGGGACUGGGUCAAUUGUGGAAGUUGUGGAGAAUGGGCCCAUUUUGGGUGUGAUCAUCGACUAGGACUGGGAGCAUUCAAGGAUUAUGCGAAGACAGAUGGCUUGGAGUACAUCUGUCCUUGUUGCUCUGAAGGGAAGCCAAACUCACGACGAUCUAAGAAGUUUCUAGAGGUGAAGAGCUCCCAAGAAAUACAGUCUCCGCCUAGCGACCAUCCUCCUACAAAACAGAGGAGAAGCUAACAACUGUCAUUUUUAUGUCUCCAAACGCGAAGUAAAGCUACCAGAGAUGGGAUCAAUCGACACGUAUCAUAUCUACUGUGUUGGUUGGAUCCUCUAGUCGGCAAUUCUAUUAACAACAGUGUCUGAAGAAAGUGCAAACUCAACACCCUGCUGGGAUCAAGUACCUGUCUUGUUUAUUCUUCUUCACUGAAAUGCAUCACAGCAUUAACUCGUUGUAGGAUAUUUUAGAACUGGUACAUGUAACAUCCCUUUGAAUGCAACCAGGAAGACAGAACGGACGCUGUUGAAUGUUGUUUUGGGCUAGUACAGCUCACUGCCGACGACAGGUAUUAUCGAACUAGAUAGCAAGACCAGAGGAGAUUUUUCUGAACCAUCAUUGUUACUAUAGGACCUGUAUAAUAUUCACUGUGCAUGGUUUUGUCGCUCUUAUAUUCUCAGAGGUCUCUGUGGGUUGCUUUUUGCGGCUUUGUUGGAUAAUUUGAAUUGAACCCAGUUCCAUUUG